GCCAAGGACUUUCCCGCGCCAUCGCUCGGAGGUUCCAUUUCCGCCGUAGCACGCCCGAGACGACAUGUGGUGGUAUGGCUUCUGCGCUGCAUGGGGCUGCUGCGCAAGCCUGAGCUUCAAGGAGCAAGCGGUCUCCGUGUACGACCUCACCGAGCUCAUUAGCGCGAGCCGCAAGAACAGCAAGUACAGUCACCAAGUGUACCGCGCGACGCACCGCGGCACGGGCGAGAUCGUUGCGCUCAAGGUCAUGGACCGCGGGACGCUCGCCCACCCGACGCAGCGGCGCAACAUUCGCCGCGAGAUCCACCUCAUGUCCAAGCUGCACCACCCGAACCUCGUGCAUCUCUUUGGCGUGUACGAGUCGACCAACACGGUCGAGAUCGCGUUCGAGCUCUCCAAAGGCGGCGAGGUCAUGCGCCGAGUCCUCGAGCCACACGCCUCGAUCUUCUCGCUCACGGAGGCGGAGCUCAGCCGCGCGGUGGCCGACAUUGUCCAAGGCCUCGUUCACUUGCACGAGCGCGGCUGGAUACACGGCGACAUUCGGCCCGAGCACAUGCUUUUUAGCGAGCUCGAUCCGGACUCCAAGGCGCUGCUGGUCGAUUUCGGUCGCGCAGGCCCGAGCACGGUCUUUAGCCAAUGCAGCAAGAAGCUGCUUCGACAGCUCCAAGAAGCCCGCUUUUUCCCGCCGUUUAUCCUCGUACAAAAUGCACUGACGUUGUCGACGUUCCAACACGCGGUCCAAGUCGAUCUCUGGGCGCUCGGCGUCUCGCUCUACAUUAUGCUCUUCGCGGCGUUUCCAUUUCCCGGCGACUCGAUCCAGGCCGUCAUGGACUCCGUGCUGCACAAGCCGCUGCAGUUCCCAGCGGGCCACGCCCACAUUAGCCGCGCGGCCAAAGAUCUCGUGGCGCGCCUCCUGUCGCUGGAUCCGAACGACUGGAUGACUGCCGACGACGUGGCCCAGCAUCCGUGGCUCGCGAAUCCGGCGGUCGCGCCCAACGUGCGCUGGUCGCAUGACGUGGUGUCGCAACACGCGGACUGGGUCCUCUACUACAGCCAAUUGCGCACCGGCAUCGAGACGCCGGAGUCGACGACGGCCACAAGUCCGCGCCCAAACGUCGAGUACGAAGGUCGGUCGUCGUGCAUCUCGACCGACGGCGUCUUGGUGCUCGAGAGCAACUCAGAGAUGAGUGCCGAUGCGUACAUGCAGCAAGCCGACUGGGAAAUGUCCGACAUUCUGCGCAUGUCGUGCGAACAAGAGCUCAGUCAGAGUCCGUUUGGGACGUGGAAAGCGGAAGCGUCGCCGCAGCACGUCAAGGGCUGGCGGCUCAUGUGGAAUCGAGCGCUGCCGCCACCGUCCAAAGGCGAUGUCCCGACGCCCGACGCGACGCUGCAUCAACUCUAA
Saprolegnia parasitica CBS 223.65 is the source of this 1402-nucleotide messenger RNA. RefSeq names its product CAMK protein kinase. Gene Ontology annotation, molecular function: calcium/calmodulin-dependent protein kinase activity; ATP binding; calmodulin binding. Gene Ontology annotation, biological process: protein autophosphorylation; peptidyl-serine phosphorylation; intracellular signal transduction. The record is from RefSeq and is a predicted model, not a curated record. The coding region runs from base 65 to 1402 and encodes 445 amino acids. Lineage: Eukaryota; Oomycota; Saprolegniomycetes; Saprolegniales; Saprolegniaceae. Gene Ontology annotation, cellular component: cytoplasm; nucleus. The transcript is spliced from 13 exons.